Gadus chalcogrammus (walleye pollock) is the source of this 4605-nucleotide messenger RNA. Its product is annotated as G-protein coupled receptor 39-like. The transcript has 2 exons. Gene Ontology annotation, cellular component: membrane. Gene Ontology annotation, biological process: G protein-coupled receptor signaling pathway. Bases 2392 to 3648 code for a protein of 418 amino acids. Gene Ontology annotation, molecular function: G protein-coupled receptor activity. The record is from RefSeq and is a predicted model, not a curated record. NCBI's taxonomy places the organism in Eukaryota, Metazoa, Chordata, Actinopteri, Gadiformes, Gadidae.
GAAAUAUUGAAUAUUUCAUUAUUAUUGAAUUAUUCUCAGUGAUUUCACUUAGUCAUUGUGGAAAUGGUUGUUAAUAUUCUCAUUCAUUUUUUGUGUUCAUUUAUAUUUUACUUUGGAGGAAUACUCAAAGGUACCGCUUCGUUUGGCAUUUGGCCCUUUCAUAUAUGUCUUUUUGUAGUUUUAAUCACUUAAACAGACUAUAUGCCAUUGUUUUAGAAGUUAAGGGUUGACUGCAGUAGGCGUUAGAAUAGAGACACUUUCAUUGUAUAUCCGAUCAAGCUCUGGAUCUUCAACAGAAUACGGUGAAAAAAACUCAGAUAGCAGCAGACUGUAGAAUGGCGGGGCUAAAUCUGGGGUCACUUCAUUGUGUAUAAAGUCAUAACUUUCACUUUGACAAAUUAGUUAUUUAAUUAGAGGUCUUAAGAAAAGCCUCCUAUCUGAUCCUCGUAACUGUCCCCCGUAUUGACACCUAUUUAUUGUAAAAUCCCAUUUCCCAUCUCCUUUAUUUGUGUAAGCAUGGAGAACAGCCUUUAAGAAGCCGAUAAACAAAUCUGUGUGACAAGGCCGUGGUCACAUAUUGAUCUUGGCUGAUGCUUGUCGAGGGUGAAGCCUGCUAAUACAGGCUCUGCCUCGUGACUAACAGAGACCCAUUCAACAGUUUCCUUUUCAAAACUUUUUCAUAUUCCGAACUACACAAACACAUCAUCUCUGUGUCUGUGGUCCGUUCGGCUCGUGGUGCCAGAUGAUCCGUGUUUGCUCUGAGGUUGUUGAGAUAACUCCCUACGCUUUUGUAAACCAAAAGAAAUAUGCUUUUGGUCAACUACGCACAAAGCCAAGGAGAACCUCGAGCAGGGUUCAGCAUCAGAAGGGUGGAGGGCCUUGGCAAUCUCCAUCUGCUGCCUAAGAGGAACGUGCCUUCUGUUGAGACCGAGCGGUGCAUAAAUCAACAGCUUUAUCGGGCUGUUUGUAAGCGGGAGGAAUUAGGCCAGUGUGCCUGACAGUGGGAUCUGAAAGGGAUUCAGUGGCGGUGCAGUUGAAGAGGCUCCAGUAAUUAUGUGACACAAUCAGGGCUGAUUUCCCUGUCUUCCCCCUCCCUGAGUGUGUGCACCUGGCCCGCGAUGUGGGGUCAUGCGGAUUAUAAUGGUUUAAUUGGCAGUGUGGGACCAUUUUUAGUCGCCGCACUCGGUGGCUUUUAUCUGAAAGAUGAACGAAUGCAAAAGUAAAAUAAAAGUGCGAACAAAAAUGGUAAAUGGAUAGUCUCUUCAUCUUUGUUCCUUUUACAUCGGUUACAUAUCACUCAGGUGGUAGAGUGGGGGUAAAAGGGCUGGAUUUAGACCGCUGUCUCGAUAUGGAUGGAUAUAUAUAGGAACAUGUUUUUAUUUAGCUGUGAAAUGUCAGCAGUUUGAUGGCAGAAAUAUCUAGUUUAAUACGUUUAUGAUCGGAUAAAUGUCAGUCAACCUAAACACUUCAAUCAUGCAUACUCUUAUUCUCUGUGAAAAAUGAGCUUAAGAAAUAGGCCUCACUAGAAUGUCUCUCAAACUGUGAUCUAAACUGUGAUGUAAUUGGUUCCACUACGGUUAAUAACAAGCUGUAUUUUACCAUAACAAUUGAUUAAAAAGAAAAGGGAGACUUAUAUAAACCAGGACCGCAUCAAACAAAACGCUUCAAUUCCUCAUGUUAAGCUAUGCUUCUGUGUACCUAUCCAUUCCUGUGGUUAGGUGUAUCUACCAGUGUUGUUUAAUACUGACCGUUUUGGAAUUCCUUUCCUUAUCUCUGAGUGUUCAUUAUAUGUUCAGUGAAAUGAGGCAAGAGUUUUUCCAGAGGAGGCGUGAGCCCACAGGGUGAUAAGAGCCUAACGCCGGCCCUCGCCGUUACACCCCUCCUGUUCCUCUCCCUCUCUCGCUCUUCCUCUCUCUCUCCCUCACUCAAGUUUAAUGUUUAACUGCCCUGCCCUCGUCCGGGAGGGAGGAAAUCAGUGUACUGCUGUCUGGGAGUUUCAGCCGAGCACUGACGCCAAACGCAUUUGAACCGGUGAAACGAGGGUCGGCGGGCGUGGAGUGGAGAACCAGGCCUCGCACAACGGACCUCAAGCUGAACCAACCGCUCACUUUUUCUUGGAAAUAGCAUACUUUAACCCCCCCCCCCCCACACACCCCCUCUCACUGAGGGAGGGGACUGAUUGAACAGAAGUAUUUAUGGGAACUUCAGGAUCUCCGGCUCACCAGAGACACAACCGCGAGGACCGGUGAUCAUUUUGGACAAAUAUCAAAUGUAUUUUUGAUCCGGAGGUACCUGAGGAUCCUGGCUCGCCCCGCCGGGCCCCUGAUCGCUGACUGCCGCACCUCCAGAGCUGAUAAGGAGUCCAUAGUGUAGGAACAGCUCGGGGGCGCCAUGAACAUUGAGCCGGAGGUGGCCGAGGAGAAGAACUGGCGGGACCUAGAGGCCAGCUACUCCGUCAAAGUCUUCCUGACCAUCCUCUACGUCCUCAUCCUGGUGACGGGCAUUGUGGGUAAUGCAGUCACCAUCCGGGUAACGCAGGUGCUCCUGCAGAACGGAUACCUGCACAAGAACGUGACGGACCACAUGGUGAGUCUGGCCUGCUCGGACCUGCUGGUGCUGAUCAUCGGCAUGCCGGUGGAGCUGUACAGCGCCAUCUGGUUCCCCUUCAGCUCCACGUCCGGGAACGUCAACUGCAAGAUGUACAACUUCCUGUUCGAGGCCUGCAGCUACGCCACCAUCCUGAACGUGGCCACCAUGAGCUUCGAGCGCUACAUGGCCAUCUGCCACCCGUUCCGCUUCAAGAAGCUGGCCGGGAAGCACACCUCCACCCUGAUCGCCUUCGCCUGGCUCACCUCGGUGUUGGUGGCGCUGCCCAUGCUGUUCACCACGGGCACCCAGGGCCACAUCCCCAGCGCCCGCAGCGUCCCCGACCAGAACGUCACCUUCUGCACCAACCUGCGGGAGCGCUGGGUCAUGUACCAGGUCAGCAUCUCCGGGGCCUUCGUGGUGUACAUGGUGGUGCUGUCGGGCGUGGCCGUGAUGUGCUGGGCCAUGGUCCUGGUGCUGCGGGGGCCCAUGGGGUCGGCGGCCGGAGGGGUCAACGGGUCGACGGAGGCCUCGCCCAAGCAUGAGAGUUCAAGGGUCAAGACGGCCAGGAAGCAGACCAUCAUUUUUCUAGGUCUGAUCGUGGGGGCUCUGACGGUGUGCUGGAUGCCCAACCAGGUGCGUCGGCUGAUGGGGGCGGCGUUGCCCAAGGCGUCCUGGACGCGGGCGUACUUCCAGAGCUACGUCACCCUUCAGCCCGUGGCCGACACCUUCUUCUACCUAAGCUCCGUGCUGAACCCCCUGCUCUACAACUUGUCCUCUCGGCAGUUCCGUGAGGUCUUCGUCCAGGUUCUGCGCUGCCGCCUCCGCAUCGAACACGUCAACAAGCGCACCGUGCGGACCGCCGCGCCCGCCGCCGAGGCGUCCACGCGCUCCCGCAGACCGCUGUUGUCGCUACCACGCAGCGGCCGGAAGGAGCGCUCCACCGGCGCCCCCGGGAAGACCAGGGACGGCCCUCUGCGGUUCCUCAUCUUCAAGACCAACAGCGGCUCAGCACACGCAUCCGCAGCCAAGGACACGGUUCCCACGGAGACGGAGAUAUGAGGGGGGGGCGGGGCGGGGUGUUUCUCUUGUACGCUAGGAGUGUUUUUAUACAGACUCUUUACACAAAGGAAACACAAUACUCAAGUGUUAAGCAAGGGGUAACACUAUCAGCAGGUCGACGCAACAAACACUAGACCCCAACAACCAGAAAGUUACUAGGUAACAAAAUAUUCUAACAGUAAUGUAUAUAUAUAAAUUAGAAAUGAUAUAUCAUAUAAUAUAUAUAUAUAUAUAUUAAAUAAAUUAAUCAUUUUAUAUCUAUCUAUUUCUAUCUAUCUAUAGAAAUAUUUAUAUACAUCUAUAGAAAUAGAUAGGUCUAUCUAUAGAUAGAUAUAUAUAUAUAGAUAUAUAGAUAUAGUUAUACACUCAAUUAGAAAUAAAGACAAAUAUCUCAAUCCAAGGAGUCAUCUAACUUCAUGCUGGCUGACAUAAUCCACCUCUUGGGAGUUUCAUAAAGGGUAGAACAUUCUGCAGCUUGUCUCCUGUUAGGGUGAUCUGUUGUCCAAAAGAUGAAGGAUGUGUUGAUGGCUAGCUACCAGGGGGAUCGAGCCAGCUUCACAACUCUGUCUCAUGUCAAAUCUGCAAAUGGAAACAAAGCCAGAGGUGGCAUGUCUUCCACGGGAUCAGCUUCAUAGUGAUUGUUUCCAUCAGUCUCCCUCCAGCAACAGGAGCCUGAGGUCCACUCAGGGGGGGUCCAGUCGAACACAAGGCUCAGGUGUCCCCCAUUUCACGCCCCUCCACCAGCCUGUCCCCUCAUCUCAGUACCGGAGAGCCCCCUGGCUCCGUCCUAGAGCCCCUGAACCUCUCUGUCACUGGACCUGGCGGAGAGACGGCAGGGAGCCCCCACCACACACUGCUCGCCUGUAACCCCUUUGGAACAACCUUUUUGAUUUAAUAUAGCAACGAAAUAACAUUCAUGCCUUCAUAGAAACCUUCCCCGAGGUUAUUAAUAUAAAG